AUGCCACAAUGGCAGUUUUCUUUCAAGAAAUGCCACAAACUCGACUUGAAGAGACGAAAAUACCCUUGGCCAGACGGUUCGGACUACCCAUGCGCAAGUAGAAGGCGCUUGACGGUUUUUGAAUUAAACCGCUUGUCCCUUCGGAAAGAAUCUACAAACCUAUACGCUAAAGUGGUGGCAAUGAAGAAACCACAAUUGAUUGGAGUAUCAGAGUGUCUUGGGACGGCAUUCCUCGAAUACGCAGAGGGUUGUCUGCCAGGAUUGCAGAAAAUGUCUUCAUCAAAGAAGGAGACCAAAUCCCAGAAAAGGAAGAGAACCACCGAGGACACAAAUCGUGUCGACCAAACUCUACUACCGCAACGGUUAUACGCGACGGAUCGGUAUCCACCAUAUGGGAGAAUCAAUUCGUAUUCUAAACCGGAAUAUUUGCUAGAUCUGGUCGAAGCCCUGGAAGGUACAGAUGAAUACUGUUGGGGUCGGAUUUCACCCGCUCAACGUUGA
Molecule: messenger RNA, 501 nt
Organism: Arabis nemorensis
Lineage: Eukaryota; Viridiplantae; Streptophyta; Magnoliopsida; Brassicales; Brassicaceae
Source: the annotation of a GenBank genome assembly